Molecule: messenger RNA, 2058 nt
Organism: Anastrepha ludens (Mexican fruit fly)
Lineage: Eukaryota; Metazoa; Arthropoda; Insecta; Diptera; Tephritidae
Gene: Atg4a
Product: cysteine protease ATG4B
Exons: 6
Coding region: 240-1646 (468 amino acids)
Molecular function (GO): protein-phosphatidylethanolamide deconjugating activity
Source: RefSeq, a predicted model, not a curated record
AAAUUUUGCAAUAUCUCGCGGAGCUCAGCUGUGGGAGCAGCUUAUGGUUAACACUAAUACCAGCGCAAAUAACUGCCUGUUUCAUCGUUAGCGCCUUAGUGCUGUUAUUUCUAUACAGUUGGCUGCGGCUGCAUCCCGACGUGCUGUUUCGAAAAAGUCCUUCUCUUUAUUACUUGCGUUUGCAGAGCAUCGCAAACAUCGAUCGCUUGAUUGCAUUGUGCGCUAAUGUUUCACGUCAAAUGGAUAGCGUAUUCGAAGCAUAUUUAGGUCCCGAUGGGGUGUUGGCUGGCGCUGUGGCUGGUGCUGUCGGUGAGCCAGAUGAUAUACCGAAGGUGAAUACCACAGUUUGGGUACUCGGCAAGCGCUACAAUGCAAUACAAGAGAUCGAUUUAAUACGGCGCGAUAUUCAGUCGCGUCUGUGGUGCACCUAUCGUCGGGGUUUCGUGCCACUUGGGGCGCCACAACUGACCACCGAUAAGGGCUGGGGUUGUAUGCUGCGCUGUGGCCAAAUGGUUUUGGCGCAAGCUUUAAUUGACCUACAUCUUGGACGGGAAUGGUUUUGGACGCCAGAGAUACGAGACGCGACAUAUUUGAAAAUCGUUAACCGAUUCGAGGAUUCACGCAAAAGUUAUUUUUCUAUACAUCAAAUCGCUCUAAUGGGCGAUUCGGAAGAUAAAAAAGUGGGCCAAUGGUUUGGUCCAAACACGGUGGCGCAAGUUUUGAAGAAACUGGUGCGCUAUGAUGACUGGUGCUCAAUAGUGGUGCAUGUGGCAAUGGACAACACUAUAGUGACUGAUGAUAUAUAUUCACUUUGCCUUGAGAACCCAAACAAUGAAGACACAUGGAAGCCUUUACUACUCAUCAUUCCACUACGUUUGGGUCUCAGUGAUAUAAAUCCCAUUUAUAUACCUGCGUUGAAAAGUUGUUUUGAGUUGGUUGGCAAUUGUGGCAUGAUUGGUGGGCGUCCCAAUCAAGCGCUCUACUUCGUUGGAUAUGUGGACGAUGAAGUUUUAUACCUUGAUCCGCACACGACACAACGUUCGGGAUCAGUGGGACAGAAGACGUCACAGGAUGAAAGAGAUUUCGAUGCCACAUUUCAUCAAAGAUAUGCUGGACGCAUAAGUUUUCAGCACAUGGAUCCAUCAAUGGCAAUGUGUUUCCUCUGCAAAUCACGGCUGAGUUUCGAAGUUUUACUCGAUAACUUACGCACACAGGUAUUGACCGCCUCCACGCAACCGCUGCUCGAAAUCACAAAAUCGCGCUCACCGGAAUGGGUAUCCGCAACGGCAGGUAUUGAGUCAAAUUUUACUACACUAAAUACAACGGGGAUAGUUAACUACAACACGUCCUCGACGUCUACGACAGCUUCGAGCGCCGCCUCCAGUGAUGCUACCAAUAGUAAUACACCGCGUACAACUAUAGCAAAAACUAUAGGGACGUCUGCACGCGCUACUUUUGAUGCGAUGCAGGCAGCGCCAACGGGGGCAGCCAUCGAAAACUAUAAGAAUCGUUGCUAUCGAACCAUCAGUUCUUGCGAUUCAGAAGACUUUGAAAAUGUGAAUCAUAUCCAUGCAACCGGUUCGACGCGCAAUGGCUGCGAUGCUGAUGUGGCCGAUUCAGAUGAAGAUUUCGAGAUAAUUUCGUAGUUCUAAAUGAAAAUAAUAGUUGUAAAAAUACUACAAAACGAAUCAUUAGUGUCUUUUUUUACGCAUCAAUUCGUUUGAAAAUAAUGUGCGUGAACGAAAACUAACGAGGAAGACAGCAUUUUCAUAAAAUUGAUUUUUCUAAUUUGCAAUUACUUUGUAUUAGUUAUAUUCUUUUUUAUACAAUAUAUAAAAACACGAAAUAUGUGUAAUUUUGUAAAUAUCCUGUUAUAAAUGCUAACAAUAAUUUUAAGCUUUUUUCUAAUCAAAAAAAAAAAAAAAAACAUGUCGCUGCGAUCCGACUCAUGCAAGUACGGAGAAGGAAGAAAAGAGUAGGAAAAUGCAGCAUGAAAAGCAGCGCAUGAUGAAAGCGUUGAAUUUUAAUAGUCAAUAAUGUAGCAUGAAUUUGUCAUAA